ACACCAUGGCAUGACAAUAUCCUUUCAAAUAAUAGGCCUUCAAAAAUGUCCUGGAGUACAUAUAGGAACAUGACACAAUGUGUACAUUUUUAGCAGUAUAGUGUGUUGGUAUGAAAGAAAUGCAAUGAUAUUCAACACUGGAUGGAUCUGAGCUUGAUUGACUUGAGUAGAUGUCCAGAAGACGGACAUCCCCACCUCUUUGUAAUUCACAAAACGCAAGUCGCUGAUUUGAUUGGCUGUCCCGUGUGCCACAGGCAGAGGCUUACUAAGAGAGGUGUUCAUUGAUUGGUUCGUUCUGUCUUUGUAUGCCAGGCAGCUGAGCACCCUGUCCGUUUGAAUGUGCAAGGAUUGGAAGGGACCAUUUCCAUGGACCAUCUGUCUCACAGGCUAGCGAUACAACAAAGGACCCAGGAUGGUGUUAGUACAUGUCGGAUAUUUGGUUCUUCCCGUAUUUGGCUCUGUAAGAAAUAGAGUAUCGAGGCUGGCGCUACAUUCCGCAUUUCUCAGACCUUUGUCCCCUUCCAUUGUGUAGCUAACGAUCAUCUGCUGCUGUCUGCCGUAGCCUCUGCCUGUUCUCUGCAUCUAGCUGUAUUGUGAACCCCUUCUUCCUCAUUUCCUCUUUCCAUCUGAAGACGACAUUGGCAUUAAAACCCGAGUUCUCCCACUCAUACCGUAUCCUUCUGUGUAACAGACUAAAGAAUAACACCUUCUCUAGAAAACAGUUUGUCUUUAUUUAAACUGUCAUGUUGCUCUUUAGUAAAUAACCCAUUGUAGCCUUAGACCUAUUACUACAAAAUGUCAUUGUGAUUCUCCCAUUCAGUGUGGAUAGACUACAUUCUGCUGUAAAUCUCUGUAAAGUGGAUACAUUUUGACCCCUUGGCCCCUCGAUUAGAUUAUAGCCAGGCUUGAUCGAACUUGUGGAUAGCUGUCUCCAGUCAUCCCUCUUGAAUCUAAGGUGCAUUGUACCACCUUGCAUUUGUCAGUUGGACCUGAUAGCCUGUUUGAAACAAAUCACAUUCAUUCCCCCUUCCAAAUGCUAUCAUCCUAAUCACAAUUAACCAAUUGGACAACUGGCUGCAAUAAAUCUGCAUUCUAAUUUGCAUGCCUUUUCCCCAAAUGAUCCUAAAUUGCCACCUUUGAUGGUCCAUGCACCUGUUCUAGUGGCUAAACGGCCAGCCAUAAUCCUAUACGUGUGUACGAGCCUUUGUCUCUUCUAAUUGAAUGAACCCAUUUAGUUCGUCACAGCGGAUCGGCGAGACUUAACUUGACUUGCUUUUUAAUAUUCCCUUUGUGAUCCACACUCAUGCUAAACUCCCCAGUCUCAACACCUCCACAGAAUGCUAUCCAUUUUACAGGGAUGUGUAUAUCCUGCACUGCUGUAGAACUCCUUUUAGAAUCAAAAUGUCUUUAUUCUUUGGUUGUGGUUUCUCUACCUUGUAUUAGAACCUAAUGCAUGAUCAUUUUUUAUUACUUUUAUGUUUUCACAUUGAACAGCAGAUUCCAAUGUAAUCUUGGUGUAGAGAUGUCCCUGCUGUACUGAAAUGUGCUGUAGCAUACACAUCUACUCAUUGGAUGCUGCUUCUGUUCUGUUAACCCUACAGAGCAUGGUCGGGCCUUGCCUUUAGUCUUUAUUUGCAUGUAGUUAUAUUAUUAUUAUUACUAUUAUCACACAGUGCCACACAUACUAAUAUUUUCCAAUAAAGACUUGUAGUAUUUUUCCUAACCUUCAGUGUGCUUUUUGCUGAUUUCCAUGUGUGUGUGUCCCCACCACCGUGCCAUCACCAAGGCAGUCCCCCCUCUCUCUCUCUCUCUCUCUCUGUGCUCUCAUCUCUCUCUUGUGGAGGCACUUCAAGGUGCUGAUCUCUCCCUACUCCCAAUCAUAGGAUUAGGGACAGUCAAAUCACUUGAUCCUACUGGGAAAAUACAUUUUGACUGAGACAUGGGAGGCAGGGAUUAAUGUUGGAACCAUAGUCACCCCCCCUCCAAUCAAUACACAUUCCAUCUGUAUUUGACUCUUGUCAGCUGUAACACAUUGGUUGUUUACUGUAGUAGUAAUAGUGAGCUAAAUCUGUUUCUUCCUUUCAUCCUUUUUUGCCAGUCUCGGUUUGUUUUUUAAAGAUCGUUGUAAUCUGGUUACAAAAGUGUUAUUCCGUAUAUGCACCAUAUGUCGCACGCAACUGAUGAAUUUGGCGUUUAAUCUUUUGCAAAAUAAUGAAUCUUGAAUUGGUGUCUUUCAGAAACUGACCAGGACGGGAGAUUUUGAGUUUUGUUUUGAGGCUGAAUACACACCUUGAAGUUCCUCUACAUGACACACAACAUAAAACACUGAUUUAAAUGCUAUGGAGGUUAUGCCGGUUCUGUUSACUUUGGUGUUCUUGAAAAUAGUUUUGACACAAGUGGCACCAGCCAUUCAAUAGCUGUACAGACUGAGUUGGUCAACAUAAGGCAUUUCAAUUGUUAUAUUUGCUAUAUAAACUAGCAAAUGGAUAGACUUGCCUGUAUCUCAAAACUAUGCAAGUGAAACUUUUACUUUGACAACCCUACAGCGCAAGGAACAAGUGAAGUCUUUACCUUGACAUAUACACUUAGAUGCAUAAUUCUCUCUUGCUUCAAUAUGGAAUGGCACCUAGCUGUUCAGGAGCACACUUCACCAGGCAUCAGCACAGCCAUGCUACCUCCUGCCGACAUUUUAACCCGGCGGCCCCACAGGCUCCCAUCUCAGCAGAGUUCCCCCUGGGCCAUGCCAGCCAGCCCCCCCAGACUGGCCUGGCCCCUCACCUGUCCCCAGCCCCCCACCAACCUCCGGCCCUGCCGGCCCCCCCUCAGUUCCAGGACGUCCAGGGGCCUCCGUUUCUACCUCAGGRCUUACACCAGCAAUACCUCAUCCAGCAGCAGCUUCUAGAGGCGCAGCACCGCAGGAUCCUCCCACACUCCCGGCGAACGCAGGAGCGCGUUCCUCUGAACCCUCACAGGCUCCGCUCGGGGUAUGACUACUCCCCUCCCCUCCACGUCCCCCAGCCAAUCGGCCAGCAGCCGCGCUACCUGGCCGAGGGCACAGACUGGGACCUCAGUGUGGACGCUGGCCUCUCUCACCAUCAGUACCAGCUCCAGCAGCUUCCACAGCACUAUCAGCAUUACCUGGCGGCAUCCCCCAGAAUGCACCACUUUCCCAGGAACACGACUUCUGCUCAAGUGGUUGUGCACGAGAUCAGAAACUAUCCAUACCCCCAGCUACACCUGCUGGCUCUACAYAGCCUCAACCCCUCACGCCACGCUUCGGCUGUACGAGAGAGCUACGAGGAGCUGUUGCAGCUUGAAGACAGGCUGGGAAGUGUCAGUAGGGGAGCGGUUCAGACCACCAUAGAGAGAUUCACCUUCCCACACAAAUACAAGAAGAGGAAGCCUCUGGAUAUGAAGAUUGGUGAGAAAGACGAGGAGACUGACGUGGAUGAGAAAUGUACCAUCUGCCUGUCGAUGCUGGAGGACGCAGAGGAUGUCAGGCGGUUACCAUGCAUGCACCUCUUCCACCAGGGCUGUGUGGACCAGUGGCUGGCGACCAGCAGAAAGUGUCCAAUCUGCCGCGUGGACAUCGAGACGCAGCUCCAUCCUGACAGCUGAUGGCCCAGGGGGUGAAGCCUGACGGCCUGGCUGCUGUCAAUCACCCUGGUGUGUUUCCUGCUCCCAUCCACCCCGGCCCUGGUCCCUCCUCACACGGGUGCUUGCCAAAUGUCUCCAGACGUCAUGUGACAUCACCCUCUGACUCACGCUUUACUGAGCCAAUCCAGGAUUACUUACUGCACGAGAGAAUGGAGUCCCUCUCUCUCUCUUUCUCUCUCUCAAUAAAAGCACAUCCCCGGCAAAAAGACACACACACACACCACACACACACACACACACACACACAAACACACACAACAGGGUUUAGCUAGUUGCUUGCUGGAGGUGGGGUGUUGUUGCCGUGUGUUUGUUUGUAGGUAGGGGAGGCAGGUGUGUGUCCUGUUUCCUGUGUCUUUGUAGCAUGUUCUUAAAGCCAUGACAUUAAUGUACUGAGUGAUUAACACACUACCCCACUUGCCAGCCAGCCGGCCACACACACACACACACACACACACACACCUUGCUUAUUCUGCCACAACAGGAAUCUAAAUCAAUCACGUAAAAGUCCUGUCGCCAUGUUUGCCUACAGAUCAUUUGUGGUAGUACAGUAGCAGUAUCAGACACAGCAAUACAGUAGUUGUACAUUUGCUUGGGACUGAUGCUGUCAUCAGUGUCGGGACAUAAUACGACUAUUUCACCGCUGCCAUGUUGGCCUGUCCCAAUGCUUGGGUUGGCGUGUGUUUGAGUAAAUAACACAGGUGAGUGAGUGUUUCACCAAAUMAGUUAUGGUAUCGCUUGACCUGCCGCAGCACGGGUUAACGUGUGUGUUCCGCCCCAGUGUGUGGGUUUCAGUGUGUAUUUAACCAAUGCGUGAUCAUGCGUGACAAACUUAAAGUGCGGGUUCAAGUGUGUGUUAAAGGGGAAUAUAGAAGUUAUAGAAGUUAGAUUAACGGUGGUUUGAUUGGAGUGCUUGUAGAAUACAAAGCCAAAUAAGGACUUUAAAAAAAAAAUGCAAAAAAGAAAUGUAGUAAGACCCAAUCCCCCAUCAUGCACUGCAGUGACUGGGUGAGGUGUGGGGCAUUCUGGGUAUGCAGGAGGGUUAGCUGCCCUGGAAACAGCGACUCUGUGCCAUCCCCUCCUGGCGCAGGCGUUAUGGCUGAGCAGUGUAAUGAAAUGCAUGUUUCAAUGUUGGCUUGGGCUGUUGUGUUAGCGUACAAAAAAAAUUACAAGGGGAGGGGGUUGUCUGUGCAUGACUUAGUUAAUCUGAGCUGUGACUAUCUUUCUCAACACUAACAAAGAAAAAAGAACUGAGCACCACGUCAGCGGCUGUCCCUGACCUGUAGCGUGUGUUCAUCCUGCCCCUUUUUGGUGGCAAACAAAAUGGAAUCCUAUUGUGACGUUUACCUUAAUGCCUAAAGAACAAGCACACGUGAUGAUAGAUAUAGCAACAACCUCUUUCUUUGGUAUUGCAUUUGCGUUGGUUUCUGUAUAUUUCGGUAUAUAAACACGCAGUGUUUUGGACCGAGGGAGGAGCUUAGUUGUUGAACUUGUGUUUUUGUGUGACAGAUCUCCCCUCGUUGUUGCUAUGCUGGUUUCUAUGCUGUAUUGCUAGAACAACAAUGUAGAAUGUUGUGUGAUGGGGGCAGUAUCCACAGUGCACACGGACAGAGGGAGGGGGGGCAAAAUAAGGGUCAUAGAACACUUUUAUUGUGAAAAAAAAGAAGGAUUUAAAUGUUGAUAAUUUAUGUUUUCCUUUUGGUCUGUUGCCCUGUGACGUCUAAGUCAACGUGCAUAAACACUACAUAGCAGUGCCAAUCCUUAAAAACCUCUCUGUCAUAUGCAUUGUGGACUCAGUAUUGAAGCAUUAGGAACAAUGUAAUUGCCCUGUGGACUUAGUUGUGAAGGAUUGGGACAGACCCUUACUGUCCUGUGCACUGCCAGUGUUGAUACUGCCUCCUCCUUUUAGUGGAGUUUUCUAUGGGAUGUUUUGAUAGUUUACACAGGGUGUUGUCAGUUGAGAUGCCUUAAGUAUUUAACAAUCAUAAUUUAUUACUAACUGUAGAUAUCAUGGGUACAUAUUUAAUUUUAUAUAGUUUUUGUUUUGUUGCAAUUUAAAUCAAUUUAUUUAGAAACAACAACAAAAAAUGAUUUACCUCAUUUUUGCGUUGUUUUAAAUGGGAAUGCUCCGCAUGCAGUUGUAAUUUUCCUGAAGAAAUUAAACAAAAAAAGCCCUGCUGUUUGAUCUCUCCCCGAGCCGGCUGUGCUAUGUUUACUGUCCCGAGCUGUCUAGCCUGCUCUUCUCAUGUGGUGCUGUGGAUAUCUUGGUUACAUUCCAUUCAAUGCAAUUUUCCCUUAUCCCCUAUGCUGUGACGUAGUGGACAAACUGCAAUGAAGUGAAAUGGUUUUUAAUUUGAAUUGUUUUCCUUUUUCUCAUUUUGCACUCUUAGUUUUAACAUGGGAACCCUCUCACUGGCAUAACAGUUCACGAACAUAGAUGUAUUAUCAUCAUUAUUAUAUACUCUGUCAUUUCCAGCUCCCUGCGUCUCAUCCUUCCACCCUGUCUGUUUACAAAGCAUGUUCCUUCUCGUCUUUGUCAUGGGAUAUUUCUCCUUACCUCMUUUCCAGAAAAACAUGUCGUUUUGAGUCCAACAAGUGCCUCGCUUCUAGUGUCAAGAGAUAUUACCGUAUGAUUUAAACCACACUCACUCAUUUACCCAAYAUCCAUGUCCAAAUAGUGUAGAAUGUUGUCUUUCCUCCCUUAUUCCCUCCUUUCUCCCUUUAAGGUCACCACUGACCAACCUGCAAGGUGAAAUAAAUAUGUCAGCCCCCAUAAGUGAAGUGUGGGAUCAUCCGGUGGCGUGGUUGGCAUAUUAAUGCUUUCACUAACCAAAUAGAUCUGUGGUUACCUUAUGAGAGAAAUGAAAGCAGCUAUUUAGGAGUAUUUGAACAUAAACCAGUUUUUCUCCUUUUUUUUUUUUAAAGUUAAACUCUAAAUCGUACCUAAUCAGAUCCAUCCUUUAAAAUAACUUUGUUUUAUAAAAAAUGUAUGAAAUAUUUGACCAAAACCUUUUGUAGAAAGAGGCACGCUUCACUGUGUUCAUCGACGCUACACUAAUUAUUCCCAUCUUUCCUUUCCCUUUCUUUUUUCAUGACCGUCCAUCCCUCCCGUCACUCGGAACCCAUCCAAUGUUUCCCUUCACAAUCCUCUCUCAAGGGAAACCAAGAACAGAGGAUCUCUUAAAGCACAAACUAACUAAAAAUGCAUGUUUUUCUCAGGUUUGGAUAUAUAUGUAUAUAUAUUCUCGAUGGUAMAUAAGUAUAUGGUGAAAAUAUUUGCAGAUUACACUAAGAAUAAUACAAAAUAAUUCAUUUUGCUGCUGCUUGCAUCUGACAAACAAACAACUGAAGAAAAGAGAAAAUAUCCCAAAAACUGCCAGUGAAAGGGCAACCACCACCUUUGUAUGAGAUAUCUGCUGUUUUAGCUGUGACUGCGCAAUGUUUUUCAAUAUAGGAUAUUUUAUCGGAGAGUAGAACUAUUUAUCAUUAAUAUUAAAGCAAUAGCUCAUUAAUGAUGAGUGUGUUGAUGAAGAWCUGGAUGAGCGUAUUGUGUAAAAUGUUAGAUUCACAUUUGGUGGAAUUUUGUACUUUAUUUAUUACUACUAAUAAUGAUUUAAAAAGUUGCAUCGCUAAACCCAAACUGUUCCUUUAUUUUUUWUUUCAAUUUCAAUUUUAUUUCAAGGCUUGUAUAUUAUCCUUUUUGUAUGUGCUCUUUUUGUAAUAAAUUGGAUAAAAUGGAA
This is a messenger RNA of Salvelinus sp. IW2-2015, 7394 nucleotides long. RefSeq names its product E3 ubiquitin-protein ligase ARK2C-like. NCBI's taxonomy places the organism in Eukaryota, Metazoa, Chordata, Actinopteri, Salmoniformes, Salmonidae. The record is from RefSeq and is a predicted model, not a curated record. Gene Ontology annotation, cellular component: nucleus. Gene Ontology annotation, molecular function: zinc ion binding; ubiquitin protein ligase activity.